Molecule: messenger RNA, 588 nt
Organism: Dovyalis caffra
Lineage: Eukaryota; Viridiplantae; Streptophyta; Magnoliopsida; Malpighiales; Salicaceae
Source: the annotation of a GenBank genome assembly
AUGGCUACUACUGAAGACUUCACCUUCCCCAUCUUCACAGACCCUUUCUCGUGCAGCAUCGAUUCUCCACCUCUAUGGUGCUUAUCUCCUGCACCCUCUCCUGAUCCGUACCACGAAGACACAUCGAAAGAAAGCAGCACAGAAGGAGAAGAGAGCGAUCAAGAAGUCUAUAAAGAUUGUUUUCCAACCGAAGCCAUCAAGUACUUAACUGAAAGAAAAAGCUUGUCAAGUGUAGAGGAUCUUGGUGCAGCUGCAUCUAAGUUGGUGAGACGAAAUGAUAAGGAGGAGAAGAUGGACUUGCUAUGGGAGGAUUUCAAUACUGAUGAAAAACUGACAAGAAGUCAUAGUAGUUCGAGAUUGGAUUCUGGAAAAGUUAACAUGGGUUGUGUUGAAGCUUUGAGACUGUCCAAACCUAAUGGUACUGCCAUAUUUCCUCCAAGGAAACCAGGCUUGGAUGUGUUCGUGAAAGUGUUGAAGAGGCUUUUCUUGCUUCACAGUUCUCAUAGGUCAGUCAAGCAUCACAGUUCUUAUAGGCCAUCAGUUAAAGGUCACAGGUCACUUAAGUCUGUAAAAAUUGGGUCAUGGUGA